Messenger RNA from Komagataella phaffii GS115, 1560 nucleotides. Its product is annotated as Aspartate kinase (L-aspartate 4-P-transferase). Gene Ontology annotation, molecular function: aspartate kinase activity. The record is from RefSeq and is a predicted model, not a curated record. The transcript has a single exon. Bases 1 to 1560 code for a protein of 519 amino acids. Lineage: Eukaryota; Fungi; Ascomycota; Pichiomycetes; Pichiales; Pichiaceae. Gene Ontology annotation, biological process: amino acid biosynthetic process.
AUGAGCAGUCCAGCUUUGACUCCCAGAAGAGGAUGGGUUAUUCAAAAAUUCGGAGGAACAAGUGUGGGAAAGUUUCCCGAUAAGAUUGCUGAUGAUGUUGUGAAGGUUUGGAAUGAAUCCAACAGGGUUGCCGUAGUUUGUAGUGCUCGUUCUUCCCACACCAAGACGGAAGGAACCACGUCCAGGCUUCUGGCCAGUGCGGACGUAGUCUUGGAUGCCGACGAUGACAACCAGUACUUGCACUUUUUAGAAAAGAUCACUAUCGAUCACGUAGAAAAUGCAAUGGAAAUGAUUCAAUCGAAGAAAAUUCAGGCCAAGUUAAUUGAAGACACACAUCACGAAAUCGAAGAGGCCAGAAAGUUAUUAUAUGCCUCUCAAAUCAUUGGAGAAGUUUCUCCGAAGACAUUGGAUUGCAUCAUGUCGUGCGGUGAAAAGUUGAGUUGUCUUUUUAUGGCCGCCUUAUUGAACGACAGAGGAAUUCCUGCUGAGUAUGUGGAUCUUUCAAACGUAGUAACCAAAGAUUUUGGAACGGUUUUAGAUGCUACUUUUUAUCGUUCUUUAGCUUCCAGGUUACAUGAGAUUAUCUCUGCUAUUGACUCUUCAAAGGUUCCUGUCGUCACUGGAUACUUUGGAACCAUUCCUGGUGGAUUGUUGAACGGGGUUGGCCGUGGAUACACUGAUCUGUGCGCUGCCUUAGUGGCCGUUGGUGUUGAUGCCGAUGAACUUCAAAUCUGGAAGGAAGUGGAUGGUAUAUUUACUGCUGAUCCACGUAAGGUAACUGAUGCUCGUUUAUUGCAAUCAGUGACGCCAGAGGAAGCUUCUGAGUUAACGUAUUAUGGUUCGGAAGUUAUUCAUCCAUUUACAAUGGAGCAAGUCAUCAAGGCCAGGAUUCCAAUUCGUAUAAAGAAUGUGGAAAACCCUGCAGGUGAAGGAACCAUCAUUUAUCCUCAGAAUGUCGGCCGCAAGGGUGAGGCUACUCCACCGCAUCCUCCUACUGCAGUGGAGAGGCUACCAUCUUCAAUUUAUAACAAGAUUAAGACAGCGACUGCAGUCACGGCGAAAAGUGAUAUCGUUGUAGUCAACAUCCAUUCCAACAAAAAGACACUUUCCCACGGCUUCUUAGCCCAUAUCUUCUCUACUCUGGACAAAUACAGACUAGUUGUUGAUUUGAUCUCAACUUCUGAAGUGUAUGUGUCAAUGGCUCUGUAUGUCACAAAGACUGAUAGGAAACUACUUCGAAGCACUGUUGAGGAGCUUAAGCGGUUUGGAGAAGUUGAAGUGACCCAUGAUAUGGCUAUUGUAUCGCUUGUAGGAAUCCACAUGAAACAGUUAAUUGGUAUUGCUGGAGCAAUGUUCAAGACUUUAGCCGACGAAAGGAUAAAUAUUGAGAUGAUCAGUCAAGGAGCUAACGAGAUUAACAUUUCGUGUGUGAUCAAUAAGAAUGAUACAGUCAAGGCUUUAAAUGCUAUCCAUUCGAAGAUCAUCACUGAUCCUUUUAAGAGUAAUUUAGCCAUUGAGUUGACUUCAAAAGUUUCUGAACUAAGGUUAGAUCAAUAUUAG